Molecule: messenger RNA, 1363 nt
Organism: Plasmodium reichenowi
Lineage: Eukaryota; Apicomplexa; Aconoidasida; Haemosporida; Plasmodiidae
Product: zinc finger protein, putative
Exons: 1
Molecular function (GO): zinc ion binding
Source: RefSeq, a predicted model, not a curated record
CAUUCCUGGCUUCCCACUCACUUCCUUAAAUAAAAACAAAACGUUUAAUCAAUGUAAUGAACUUACAUACGAAAAUGAUCCUCAAAAUUCAAGAAAAAAAAAACUGAGAAAAAUUAUCGAACACAGCCAAAACUCUCUUUUAUCAGGUGAAAGAGGAAUAUUUGAAUUUCUGUUAUGUGAUGUAGGUGUUGGGUUAUCCUUAUCUGUUAAUGAAAAGGAUGUAUCCACAUAUAAUAGAGAUGUGCUACCUAUCGAAUAUGACAGUAUCUUUAUUAAAAAACAAAAAGAGGAAUCUCUAGACGAUGCAUUAACAAUUCAUUAUAAAAAUAAAGAAAACGAAAAUCAUAAACAUAAUAAUGAAUAUCAUAACGUUAAUAAUAAUGAAAUAAAUUUAGCCUUAGGAGGAGACAUUAUGGCAACAUAUGGUGUUUUACCAUAUUAUACUUUUCAUCAUGAAUAUAUUAUUUAUGAUAAUUCACAAAUAUUACCACGUUAUUUAAUACAAUUUGAAUGUGAUCCAAAUGAUGAUGAACAUUUUUCUCUUCCUCUUUGUGAUUAUUGUAGUGAUGCACCUGCCAUACUUUAUUGUGAAUCCGAUGAAGUAAAGCUAUGUGAAAAAUGUGAUACUCUUAUCCAUUCACAAAAUAAAAUCGUUAAAAAACAUAUCAGAAAAGCUUUAAACGAAGCACAAAAAAUAUCAGGAAAAUGUAAGAGACACAUGACAAAUGAUGUUAAUAUGUUCUGUACCAUCUGUCAUAUUCCUAUUUGUAAUCUGUGUAUUUCUAGUCAUGCACACACUGAUUUAACAACAAACCAAAACUUUCCUUAUUUAAAAAAUAGCAAUAAUAAUCAAGAUACAAUCAUUUCAUUAAAUAUGGCAUAUAAAGCUAUUCUACAUCAUAGUAAUAACCCAUCCAAUUUUAUUAAACAAAAAAAAAAAAAUUUAAACGAUUUGCUAGCCAAAAUUGACACUUUACAUGAACAAGUCAGGAUAAAUAUGAACGAUACAGAAAAAAGUGUGUAUACGAUAUUAGAGGAUUUAGUAAAACAAUUACAUAUAAUAACAGAUCAGAAAAUGUGUUCCGUAUUAAGUGAAGAAUAUGAGUUGAAAAGACAGUUUAAUGAAAUUAUAUGGAAUGAAUCUUUUUUAUAUUAUUUACAAACUAUAUUACCUCCAGCUGAUUUUAUGAAUGCAUGGUUAAAGCAUUGUCAAUUUAGAGAACAGAUAGAAAAAAAUUCCAAAGUUGUCGAGGAAUUGCAUUCUUUAAUAUUUCCUGAUAUGCGAAUAAAGGGAAAUAUAAAUAUAGUAACAGAGAGUUCAAUGCAUCAUGAUAAAAUAUAUCAUCCCAGUGAUAAAUUAUAG